AUGGCCGUUGUGUUAUCGAAGCAGUGCGGGAACUCGUACUUUCUGUGGGAGAUGCUUUUCCCCAAGAGCCACAAUAUCUUUUCCAUGUUGUCCUAUCGCGAUUCCUGGCGGGGGUUCUACAAGGCGCUCCCCUCCGAUAACCUUACCUCGGCAUCGAUGCCAUCCACGGAUCCCCAGGGGCCCAAGACCGGGCGGAUCUUUUCCUUUUCCUCGACCAAACCCGCGUCGAUGGUCGAACAUGCGAUUCAGCAGUGGCGUCAGCAAUAUCUUCGGCUUCGUGCGCGCUACGGCGUGGAGCUCUUUUUGCGCUACCUCCCGACAACGGGCGAGACGGAGGCGGCGGGGGAGGGGGAUUGCGGUUCGGCCAUCCCCCCCGCCCACUUCGAGAGCCCCGCGGGGGGCCGGUUCUGGUGGGCGAUCUUGAAGAGCCUUUGGCGGCGCCGCCCACAGGACGCCACGCCGCUGUACGAAAUCAUCUUGGCGAAUGCCGUUCGCGUGAUCGGCCUGCACGCCGGCUACGCCGGGCUUCAGCUCGCCGGCGGCGAGACCUUCUGGCAGGCCGAUCCGCCCCAAGGGGCUGCCGUUUCGCCCUACGAGCUGAACUACGGCGGGGCCGUCGGCUUCGCGCAUUUCUACCUCCGCGAGCUGGCGAAAGGGCGGGCGGAAAAGGAGACGGCGGGCGGGGGGGCCUUGGCGCCGUGGUGCUGCGCCGCCGACUGGGCGGUGUCGAUUCAGGCGUUUUUGGCCAAAGUUGGGGUCGCCGAGGAGGCGGAGGCGCUUUUUGCCCGAAUUUACCCCUGCUCGGUUUGCGAUGCCGCCCAGGCGGCGUGUCUUUCGUGGAGUUUUAUGUUUGAUUCCACCCACGCGGCGAUUCCUAACGCCGGGGAGGCGUCCUCGGGGGCCUCGGAGGCGGCGUUGGAGGUGCACACGACGGUUUUUUCGCCGCGAACCUUUUCGCCGCUAUCCUUCUAUUCCGAGACGUCGGUUCUGACCAAAUGCUUCGGGUGCGGCUUCGCGGAUUUCGUGGUAGGCCCUUUCUGCCGCAUUUGUGGCGGUCUACUCAACUAA
Messenger RNA from Phytomonas sp. Hart1, 1068 nucleotides. NCBI's taxonomy places the organism in Eukaryota, Euglenozoa, Kinetoplastea, Trypanosomatida, Trypanosomatidae. The record is from the annotation of a GenBank genome assembly.